Messenger RNA from Cynara cardunculus var. scolymus (artichoke), 1102 nucleotides. RefSeq lists its product as uncharacterized. Lineage: Eukaryota; Viridiplantae; Streptophyta; Magnoliopsida; Asterales; Asteraceae. The coding region runs from base 82 to 717 and encodes 211 amino acids. The record is from RefSeq and is a predicted model, not a curated record. The transcript has 2 exons.
AUUUCACACCUUUUUCCAUCAAAAACCCUAAUUCCUCUUACGCAUACAAACAAUCACUAAAACCUUCAAAAUCUUGUAUACAUGAGUUCCUAUACGAAUACGCCUAAUUUGGAUCACCUCCUUCUCCAAACCCUAAUGGGCAGGCUCCAAAUCCGCCCUCCGAAUCCUCUUCAACCCCAAUUAUCACCGUCUUUUAAUAAAACCCUAGAAGAUCUCCUUAUGGACACCAUAAACAACAUCUCAGAUGCUGAAGAUGAUCAAGACGAUGACGACGAUGAUGAUGAAAACAACAGGAGGAGCAAAACUCGGCUGGCCAAAGAAGAAUCGAAGCUGGAAAAGGAGGUGAUCAAGAUUAUUCUUAGUGGAAACACGGAAGAAGCCCUAAAACCCAAUUCGGGUCAGGCGGUAACGAUCGGAGAACACCAUAUUUGUGUUGGGUAUCAUAUGGAAGCCGGGUCGGAGUAUCGGGUCUGGGAAUGGCAUGGUCAUAUCAUGUUGUUUGAUGAUGAGAAUGGGUAUGAUCCAGAGUAUAUUUAUGGGAAUUAUUUCGAGAGGUUGAGAGUUGUGCCUGAGAAGAUGAAGGAGGAGGAGGCGGUGAUGAAGGAGGAAGAGAAACCCAUGAAUUCUGGUUUGAAGGAUCUGAUUGGAUCAAGUGAGGACGGUGGAUCGGGUCGGAUUCUCCAUCGCAACAUGAAUACUGGAUCCUCCAGAGUUUAGUCGAGCAGCGUGUAUCAACGGGAAUUCCCUUUUGGGUUUGGGGUUGGAAUAAGACGUUCCCAUGAAGCAUGUAGGAUCAAGAUCUUGAUACCAUUUUGGUUUCCUAAUGCUGAAAAGAGUGGUAUUUUAUGGAUUGGUUUUGGGUUUUUUGUGACGAAAAUCCAGAAGAGUGUAGAGGUUUGAUUGUAAGAAAUACAGUUGCUGCUUCUUCUGAUUCAAACCCAUCAUUCCAUGAAUAAUGGAACUUGGCGUACUUAUUGUUAUUGUUCAUAUAUGUAACUUGCAAUAGUAAUAAGAAUUGGGUGGUCUUUAAAGAUCCAAGAUACUAUUUGUGUUCAUUUUAUAUUGAUAGACAAUUUAGGGGUCGUUAACCAAAUUCCUAAUA